Messenger RNA from Thunnus maccoyii (southern bluefin tuna), 4198 nucleotides. It is a transcript of the gene fibinb, whose product is annotated as fin bud initiation factor b. The record is from RefSeq and is a predicted model, not a curated record. The transcript has a single exon. Lineage: Eukaryota; Metazoa; Chordata; Actinopteri; Scombriformes; Scombridae. Bases 777 to 1400 code for a protein of 207 amino acids.
UGUUAUAUUCCAAACCAUUACAAGUCCACAAAAGUGUCAAAAAAUGACACAAACUUGAAUCCGCCUCUUUUUGCCAUAAUGUCAUCUAGUAUUAAAAAAUAUGUUUCUCAGAAGAAGUAUAUAUUUACAAGUCUCCCGUGUUCUCACUGGUGUAAAUCAAUAGUAACUUAUUUCAACAAUGCGCCAACUUGCCACGGUUCAGCGAGUUAAGACAAACUUGUUGUUGCUGUUUUCAGUGAGCCCUUAACAGCUUGGCCCCGCUGGUAGCCUGGUCCAGACUGAAUGCAGCCUUUAAGUGACGGAGGGGCUGUAAUUUGAGAGUAGCUGAGAGUAUUAUUAGCCAAAAACCCGGAGCGCGGCACUUGAGACAUCCAGAUGUUGCGUUCGCGGCACCGAGAGAAGUCAGAGAGAGAGAGAGAGAGAGCGCUGAGAGGUGUUUCUACGCUCAAACAAACUUUCAUGCACUGUUUUCCUGCUCUCCAACAGUGAUGGAGGCUGACAGGCUCCAUUAAAAGAAAGAAGAAGGUGUCAGGCUGUUUGUACAUUUUUAACGCCGCUUGUAUCAAGUUUGGACGAAGAGGAGGACGUGAAAGCCACACAAAGCCUCAACUUAACUGCGCAGUUCGGACGUUUAAAAACCUGUUUGAAAUGUUUCCAAGCCGGGUUGGAAGUAAAUAUCUAUCAGACUGACACUUUUUUUUUUAAUUGCUGAAAUAAUUAUAAAAAACGGUGCUAUUUAAUAUUGGAGAGUGUGUGUUUUUGGACAAGUGGUUAUCAUGGCUUUUCUUCACUUGCUGCUGUGUGCCGGGAUGUUAUCACUGCCGUCGUGUGGAGCCUUUUUCAGCGGACCUUUACAUCCGGAGAUGUCUAACGGCACUUUUCAUCACUAUUUCGUGCCGGACGGCGACUACGAGGAAAACGACGAUCCGGAGAAAUGCCAGAUGCUAUUUAAAAUGACCGACGAGCGAAAGUGCGGUCUCGACGAGGACCGGGACGCUGUCAUACGGGACGACUUCACCAUCAUCAAGAGGCAGAUCGAGGACUCGGCCAGGGUGCUGGAAGGGAUCGGGAAAAGCAUCUCUUACGACCUGGACGGUGAGGACAGCUACGGUAAAUACUUGCGGAGGGAGACCGGGCAGAUAAGCGAGGCGUUUACAAACUCCGAGAAAUCUCUGCUGGAGCUGGAAGUGAAAUUCAAACAGAGCCAGGAGAGCGAGCUGAAGGAGGAGCACCGGCUCAACGACGACUUUCUCAACAUGAUCGUGCACACGCGGGACGUCCUGAAGGAGACGUUGGACAUUUCUCUGGGACUGAAGGACAAGCACGAGCUCCUGUCUCUGAUCAUCCGCAGCCACGGCACGAGGCUGAGCAGACUGAAGAACGAAUACAUGAAGUACUGAGAGAAAAUAGUCCCUGCAAAAAGUCUCAUUACAGUACUGUUUUUCUUUCUUUUUUUUGUUUGUUUGUUUGUUUGUUUGUUUGUUUGUUUGUUUGUUUAUGGUGGAGAGUGACCAUGAGACAGAGGCAAGGGAGGAAAUUCUGAGCAUUCAUAUCAGGGAUAAAAUCAUUUCUUAAAGGGUUGGUUCACCUAAAUUACAAAUAAUCACUUUUUUUCUCAUUUAACUCAAGAGCAGUGGUUCCUGUAUUAGUGACAGUUUUACUACUUUUACACGAGUAUUUCCAUUUUAUGCUACUUUAUACUUCAGUUCCACUACAUUUACUGUAUGUCACAGCUUUAGUUACUUUUUUUCUUUUCUUUAAUUGACUCAAAAACAUAAACAGAAAGACAGAAAAUACAGAAUUCUGACAAUUAACAAACAAGCGAGUCCUACCCUCCCAAACCAAUUUGCAAAUCUGAACCAACCCUUUACCCACCCCUCAAACAAUAUUAUUACUAUCCUUCAAUUCUCACUGUACCUACAUCUUACAGUCAAGUUUAUUUAUAUAGCGCCAAAUCACAACAGAAGUUAUCUCAGGGCACUUAGAGCAGAUCUAGACUACACUCUUUAAUUUACAGAGACCCAACAUUCCCCCAUGAGCAAGCAGAAAGUUACUUUGAAGAUCAAGGUUUUAUUUAAAAAAAAAAAAAACAUGAUUACUUCAUAAAACAUGUUUAAUUAUGAUAAUUAAGUUACCCAACAGGACUAAAGUUGUUAAAAUUAGAGUUUCUUGGCCAGCUACAACUCAGAAUACUGCAUACACAGUAAUGUGUUAGUAGUAAUUCAGAAAUAUAAUAUAAUACUGACACCUACCUAAUGCGUAGGCUUACUUUUGACACUUUUAUAGCUGCUAAAACAUCUGUACUUCUACUUAAGUGAGAUUUCCACUGCUACCACAAUACAAUGGAGGUUAAAGGGAUUUUGUUGAUGGUGCUCACUGCACUGCAAAUUACAUUAAAAAAUCAGCAUUAAUGUGUCUUAAACAAUAUCGCAGCAGGAUAAUCCACAGAAAGUGCUAACAGGGUACUGUUGACUUCAUGCUCCAUGAAUGAGUCAGUCUUCUAAGGAAAUUUUAUGGAAAGAGAUGUGGCAACUGAAUUUUUAAAAUUGAAUGUUUCGAUGCUGUGAGAGACAAACAGUAAUUAAAAACACCUUCAUUGCUUUGCGGGGGCAGCAGAAAUCUCUGAGAGGAAGUUCUCAACACUUGGGUGUAUAAAUUCCAACUUUCUCCACUGUUAGUCGAGUAAGUAAGAAAUGUUCUUUUUGAAAUUUGGAUGAACUGUCCCUUUUAAAAAAGUCUGUUGGACUUUAUGUGACACCAAAAACCUUAGAGAGUAUUAAGAGUGGGCGGUGUGGUUAACAUCCUCUAUCGCAUGAUAUGUAAUUUAAUAUCACAAUAUCAACAUAUUGUGAACUUUUAAAUACUUUGGAAAUUGAGGAAUUGUUAACGAAUUAAAAAAACAGAUUGUAAUGUCUGUUUUGGUCAAAUUAAAUAUGUAACAAGUCAACAAAGUACUUAAUUACAGUGAUGCAAGAAAUUAUAUAAAAAUCCAAUGUUGCCAUAAAGUGGUCCUGCUCAAUGGUUUUAAAUGCACGCAGAGAUAUUAAAGAGAAAGCUACCAUGGUAUAAACGGUAUUGCAAAAUCUCUAGACAAUUACUGUAUAUAUUGUCUGACUGUGUAUAUUAUUGCCCACACAUAGAGACUGUUGUAAUAGUCAGACAUUACGCACCAUGAAAACACUCAAUGGUGGUUACAUCUCUAUGUUUAACAUGACUGAAUACAAAUUACAGUAAUAUUGUCCAAUAAAUAAAGAAUGGCAUUAAUCGCGCCAGUCAAAUGUACCAAAAAUGCCUCUUUUCUUGGUCAUUUUUGGUCAGUGCAUUGAAUAUAUAUAUACUUGUAAACAGUCACAAGUGUGGGGAUGUGUGUGUGUGUGUGUGUGUAUGUGUUUGUGUGUGUUUUGUAAAACAACGGCUUUAAACAUGGGUCAGCCAAUCAGAGGCGAGAACUGGAAGUAUCCAUUUUCAGAUUAUAAGCACUCCUCUCACGUCUGACUACAGUAUGAAGGGUUUUCCAAAACCUGCUUGGACUCCUCUGAUCAAAAAAGUUUGGCAAAGACUGAAGAAAGUGGUUUGAUAUUAACCAAAAGUUUAAAAAAGGUGGGUUUUUUGGGGGGGAGGAGGGGGGGGGGCACCCUUCAUAUAGCAAUGAAGCAGACGACGAGAUGGAUCUCAUGUAGUAGCCUGAUUGAAAGCUCUUAACGUGAGCAGCCAUUAUUCUCUGACACUCCAGAUGAAUGUCUCCAGAAUAUCAAAGAAUGUUUACACAUGGAUACCUUUCUGUUGUGUUUUUGCUUUAUAUAGGCUAGCAGACUUUGCACAGUUCUUUACUGUUCUGGUGCUAAAGGUUGUGACAUGGUUAAAAAAAAAAAAAAAAAAAAUGCGAGGCCUACUGUGCAGUUUUGCACAGGCAGUAUAAUCUUAGAAAAAUGUACAGUGUAUUAUUGGAAGUAAGUAAAUACUGUGAGUGCCAAUAUCUUUAUUACAGAACACCUUAAUAUGUAUUCAUUGUUUAUAUAAAGUUUUUGAAAUAGAGCAGCAUUUAUCUAUUCUUGUAAGAUAUGUGGUGAGGUGUAAUACUUUGACGGAUAAGACUGCAGGCAGCAAUCGUGGACUUCAGUGUCAAACACUAAUCUGUGUGACAACAUUCUCAACGGAUUGUGUUGUGUCUUUCUCAAAUAAAGAGUUUGUGUUUGAA